AUGAAAUCCCCAACCCCUUACCCCAAGAUGGACCACUUGAACUAUGGGGUUGUUUCUAAAGCAAGUGAUAUGACAUGUGGACCUCAAAUAUUAAAAUUAGGGAAAAGAAAGAAGAGACUGCGUUUGUAUAGCUCCUGUUGUCAGAAAAAAGUGUAUAUAUUUGUUGCAGAAAUGGCAGACACAAACAAGAAAGAGGAAACUGCUAUUGAUGUUGCCGAUGACAUCGAGGAAGUAGAAGACGCAGGAGGUGAUGCUGGAGACAGCAAAACCCUUGAGUCUGCAGUUAUUGCUAGUCAACUGAUGCAGAACCCUGAAGUUCUGGCGGCACUCCAGGAUCGUCUCGGUGGCAUGGUGGGAACUGCAUCUGGUUACAUACAGAGCUUACCAAAGGUUGUGAAACGUCGCAUCAAGGCCCUCAAGAAAUUACAAUUUGAGAUGACAAAAAUUGAAGCUAAAUUUUAUGAAGAAGUCCAUGCUUUAGAGUGCAAAUACGCCACACAAUAUGCUCCAUUCAUGGAACGGAGAAAAGACAUUGUGACUGGUGGUACAGAGCCAACAGAUAGUGACGCAGAGUGGCCAAGUGAUGAUGAAGAAGAAGAUGAAAAAGCAGAGGCAGACAAACUAGCUGUAAGUGGAGAGAAGGAUGACCUUAAAGAUAAAGCAGCCAUCGAGGACAAGAAAGAGGAUGGUGAAGAAGAGAACCCAACUGGAAUUCCAAGCUUCUGGCUUACAGUUUUCAAGAAUGUUGACAUGCUGGCAGAGAUGGUACAAGAGCAUGAUGAACCCGUCCUUAACCACUUACAAGAUAUCAAAGUCAAGUUCACUGAAUCAGACCCAAUGGGCUUCACUCUAGAUUUCCACUUUGAUAGUAAUGAAUACUUCACAAACACAGUGUUAACAAAGCAGUAUAUCAUGCGCAGUGAACCUGAUGAGGCAGACCCAUUCUCAUUUGAGGGACCAGAGAUAAUCAAAUGUAAAGGAUGUAGCAUAGAUUGGAAGAAAGGAAAGAAUGUCACAGUGAAGCUAAUAAAGAAAACUCAGAAACACAAAGGACGAGGAACAAAACGCACUGUUACCAAAACUGUACAGAACGACUCAUUUUUCAACUUUUUCGCUCCACCAGAAGCGCCAGAGGGUGAAGAUGAGGUCGAUGAAGAUACUGAAGCUCUAUUAGCCGCAGACUUUGAGAUUGGACACUUUAUAAGAGAGCGCAUUGUUCCCCGUGCUGUACUAUAUUUCACUGGGGAAGCAUUAGAUGAGGAUGAAUACGAGGAGGAAGGUGAAGAGGAAGAGGAAGAUGACAAUGAUGAUAUAGAUGAAGACAAUGACCCAGACUAUGUGCCCCCACAGGGCGAUCCUGCAAAACCCGCUGAAUGUAAACAACAGUAACCAUAGCAACCAUAGUUCACCAUUCAUUUCCCUAGUGAUUACCAAUUGUACAUAGCAACUAACAGUCAGGCUGUUGGCGUUGAAUGUUCCCCGCUGAUCCCGCUGAAGCAAGUGAAUGCUGCAUGUAUGGAAAUAUCUAGCUAGUUUUGGGCAGCAUUAACCGACAACUUGGACGUAGGCUCAUUUUUGAAGAUAUAACGAACUAUGGAACAUGUGAACAACUAACGUUAUAUCGUAUCUCAGGCAUGUUAAGUGUUGCAAAACCUUGUAUAUGAGCCCAUUUCAAACAUUUAUCAAAGCACAUUGCCAGUUAUCAAGGCACAUUGCCAGUUAUCAAGGCACAUUACCAGUUAUCAAGGCACAUUGAAAUACAACAGUGAAUUAAAUCAAGUGCACCUGGUGUCAGUGGUGGAUUUUACAUACAGAUAGACAUACAGAUUACAAACUAUUUUAAAAUAAAGACACUUCACAAGCAACAGCUCUAAGUGGACACUGUAAAUAAUAAGUAGGAUGCCAGAUACCAUUGUGGAUAUACACGCAAAUUAUGUACAGUGUAGGAUAGAUGCUACGUGAAUGCACACCAUUCUGAUAUUGUGUAAAUUGUGCAACUAUAUCUGAACACUAGAUGAAAUCUACGAAAUUGUGUACAUUAUCCGCUGGUCACACUAGCAGGCCCGUAGACAGGAUUUGCC
Molecule: messenger RNA, 2081 nt
Organism: Owenia fusiformis
Lineage: Eukaryota; Metazoa; Annelida; Polychaeta; Sabellida; Oweniidae
Source: the annotation of a GenBank genome assembly